CCGCGGGGCUUUUCUCCCUGCGGGGGCUGCGCGUCGCGCCCGGAUUGACGACGGAGCGGUGAGAGAGCAGGAGGGGAGGGGGGGCGGGGCAGGGCAGUGCUCGUCGCGGGAGGCGGGCGCGGACGGCGCUGCCCGGUGUCCCCGCGGUGACGUCGCCUGGCGAAGCGCUGCGGGCACGGCGGCAGUUGACAGAAUGACAGGAAUGGAGACUGAAAAGGCAAGAGACAAAGCCACGGAAGAAGAAAGCACUGAACAGAAAAAGGAGAGAGAGAAAAAGAAGAGGUCAAGGGUUAAACAGGUGCUGGCAGAUAUAGCGAAACAAGUGGAUUUCUGGUUUGGCGAUGUUAAUCUCCACAAAGAUAGAUUUCUCCGAGAACAAAUAGAAAAGUCCAGAGAUGGGUAUGUUGACAUAUCGCUUCUUGUUUCUUUCAACAAAAUGAAAAAAUUGACUACUGAUGGAAAAUUGAUAGCUCGAGCAGUGAAAAGUUCGUCUGUUGUAGAGUUGGAUUUAGAAGGAACUAGAAUCAGAAGACGCCAACCGCUGGGUGAGCAACCGAAGGAUGUGGAUAGUCGUACGGUCUAUGUGGAGCUGCUUCCCAAAAAUGUCAAUCACAGUUGGAUUGAGCGGGUGUUUGGAAAGUGUGGUAAUGUAGUUUACGUCAGUAUACCCCGGUAUAAAAGUACUGGUGAUCCAAAGGGAUUUGCCUUUGUUGAAUUUGAAACUAAAGAGCAAGCAGAGAAAGCUAUUGAGUUUUUGAAUAAUCCACCAGAAGAAGCGCCACGGAAACCUGGGAUUUUCCCCAAAACAGUAAAGAAUAAGCCUGUUCCUGCACUGAAUACGAGUAACAGCAGUGUAGUAGAAGAGAAGAAAAAGAAGAAAAAAAAGAAAUCCAAACUCAAGAAAGAGAGCAGUGUACAGGCAGCUGUAGAGACAAAGGAGUCAAACGCAAACACUACAACAGAGCAAGUACCCAAGUCAAAAAGGCACAGGACUUCAUCGGAGUGUUCAGAAAUGGAGGGGACGGAGACUCACAGGCAGCCCUCAAAGAGAGAGAAAAGAAAAUGGGACAGAACAGAAAGUUCAGAGGUACCUUGGGAAAGCAGGCCGGGGAAGAGAAAAAGAACCAGCUCUGGAGAUGGUGAGACAUCAACUCCAAAAGUCAAGAAAACUGUUCAAAAGGAUGAAGUUUGUCCUGUAAAAGAAGAAACAACUGAAGCUCCGAAAGAUUCCAACGAUGUUUCUGCAGAAGAAGACAAAGACAAAAAAGACACAUCCCUUUCAAAAUCUAAAAGGAAACAUAAGAAAAAACACAAAGAAAGACACAAAAUGGGUGAAGAAGUCAUUCCACUCAGAGUACUUUCCAAGACCGAGUGGAUGGAUUUGAAGCAAGAAUAUUUGGCCCUUCAAAAAGCCAGUAUGGCCUCCUUAAAGAAAACAAUGUCUCAAAUCAAACCUGAGCCUGUGGGAGAGAUGGAAACGGAAUCUUGUGCGCAGAAAAAGCCUCAAUCUGAAAAUGACAAAUCCACCAGUGAAGAUUCUGCCCCUCCUGCCAAGGCUAACACAAUGGGCCCCCAGUUCGUGAGUGGAGUAAUUGUGAAGAUCAUUAGCACCGAGCCCCUGCCGGGCAGGAAGCAGAUCAAGGAUGCUUUGGCAGUGCUGGCCGAAGUUGCUUAUGUUGACAUGCUGGAGGGAGACACAGAAUGUCAUGUCCGUUUUACAACUCCUGAGGAUGCACAGAUUGUCAUGAAAUCAUACAAAGAAAUACAGAUCAAAAACAACUGGAAAUUUGAAGUUCUCACCGGUGAUCAUGAACAACGUUACUGGCAGAAGAUUUUAGUGGACAGACAAGCUAAACUUAACCAGCCUCGAGAAAAAAAGCGGGGUACAGAGAAGUUGAUUGCUAAAGCUGAAAGAAUGAGACUUGAAAAGACUCAACAAACAAGCAAACAUAUUCGCUUCACUGAAGAUAACUAACCAAGACUGAUGGCGAUUUUGAAAGUGAACAAAGUAUUUAAAAAAAGAAAACUGAGAAACCCAACUGAAAACAAACUCCACAAACACCACUGCUUACAGCAACUAAACUGUUUUUAAGAAGGCAUCAAAAACUGGUCAGUUUGAUUCAUAAUUCUGCAGACGGCAAGUAUGAAGAUUGUUCUGAAUCCCAUUUUUAAAUAGCUGAAUGUUUACUGCUUCUGAGCCUUUAGGUAAAGCUUUCUGGGAAAAAUAAGUAUUAAGAGAUGUUGCUUUGGUUCACUUCUGAUUUUUUUUUUUGUAUGUUGAAGUUUUAUACACUAGGUUAUGAAAUAAAAUGCUUGAGAAAU
Messenger RNA from Grus americana (Whooping crane), 2322 nucleotides. RefSeq names its product La ribonucleoprotein 7, transcriptional regulator (gene LARP7). The coding region runs from base 194 to 1975 and encodes 593 amino acids. Gene Ontology annotation, cellular component: nucleus. Gene Ontology annotation, biological process: RNA processing. The record is from RefSeq and is a predicted model, not a curated record. The transcript has 13 exons. NCBI's taxonomy places the organism in Eukaryota, Metazoa, Chordata, Aves, Gruiformes, Gruidae. Gene Ontology annotation, molecular function: mRNA binding.